AUGAGAGAGAGUAUGGAGAAGUUUGUUCUCCUUCCAAGUUUCUCCAUAGGUUGCAAAUCUCACUCAAGUGUUCUUGUGGGCACAGCUCAAUCCAAGAAACCAAACAAAGAAUCAACCCAACAUAUAACAAGAAGAAAAGAAGGAAGGAAAAGCUCAUCAAGUAAAGAAAGGAUCAAACACUAUCUAAGUUACCUGUCUUUCCCAAAGUUGAAUUUGUCAAGUGGGAUUCACAGAUUGAUUAGAAGCAUCAAGACAUUUCCUCAAUUACCCUUUUACAAGAAAGAAGAGAUGGAGAUAGGGUUUCCAACAGACGUGAAGCAUCUCACACACAUUGGAGCAGACGGCACCACCACCAUCAACGGCUCAAAUGGCUGGGAAAACCUAAAUGCUCUGAACAUCGUUCCUCUAUCCUUGAAGCAUUUUGAGCUUGCCAUGGCUGCUCAGGCCAACCCACCCUCUUCUUCUUCAUCACUCGUUGUCCGAGUAACAUCAGACUUAUGCUUGAAAUAAUUCUGGUUUUCGAGAUUUGGGUCAAGAAAAUAUAGUACAAUUCUGAUCCAAGAUGUUACCUGA
This is a messenger RNA of Carica papaya (papaya), 573 nucleotides long. RefSeq names its product CRIB domain-containing protein RIC4-like. The record is from RefSeq and is a predicted model, not a curated record. Lineage: Eukaryota; Viridiplantae; Streptophyta; Magnoliopsida; Brassicales; Caricaceae.